Molecule: messenger RNA, 1176 nt
Organism: Parnassius apollo (apollo)
Lineage: Eukaryota; Metazoa; Arthropoda; Insecta; Lepidoptera; Papilionidae
Source: the annotation of a GenBank genome assembly
AUGAUAGAAGCCGUGAAGAACGUAAAAUCCACACUUCGUACUCCACUAAUAAUCUUUACGAUCUCUGCAUUAUGGAUUCCAAAUAAUGUAGACGGCUUGAAGAAAACGUUAUUAAAUGUGUAUAGGUUUGUCCUAUUUACGAUUAUCCUUGGAAUUAACACAACUGCUGAAGCAAUUGAAAUUUUCAUGGUUUGGGGCAAUAUGUCAUUAACAAUGUCUUCAAUGUUUCUCCUGUUCACCAAUUUGUCAUGUAUCACAAAAGUUUUGAAUUGCAUAUUAAGAAAGAAAGAAAUCCAAGCAAUGAUAGACGAGGUUGAAGAAGAACUGGGUGCAGUGAGUGGGGAGGAAGAAAAAAAGAUUGUUGAUAGUGGUAAUCGGGUGACGAGUAUCCAAAUGAACAUAUACUUUGGCUUUUCAGUAAUGUCAAUUUUAAGCUUAACCAUCACACCCGAUGAAGGCCACCUACCUUUCCGGGGCUGGUACCCAUAUGAUACAACAAAAGCUCCAGGGCUACAGUUAACUUCUGCCUUUCAGUGUUUCGUAGUGGCAUUAUCAGCUGCGAUAAAUAUCUCCUUGGACAUUCUGGUUUCAACGCUCAUCUACCAGUGCCAUUCUCGUCUGCAACUCUCGGCUCUGAAGCUAAUCACGCUUUGCGAUGGAGUGCCUUUUAAUAUUCAGGGAUUUCAUUCCACCUAUGACGAAGAAACGGUGAUCAAUCGUCUUCAUCAAUGCAUCAAGCAGCAUCAGGCAGCACUGAAACAGGCACGUCUUUUGCAAACGUACUUCUUUGUGCCUAUAUUCUUUCAGUUUUCCGUUUCUAUGAUCACUAUAUGUGUUUCGGCGUAUUUGAUAGCCAUGGAAUCGAAUUUUGGCAACAUCGUUUCUAUGGGUUCAUACCUGUUGGCGAUGAUGUUGCAACUCUUACUUUAUUGUUAUAAUGGAAAUAAGCUACUACAUGAGAGUGGGAAUGUCAAGGAUGCGGCUUACCAGAGUCAGUGGUACAAGUGCAGCGUUCGAGUACGCCGCGAGCUUCUUAUGCUUAUGGCCAGGACAUACCGUCCCACGCGCCUGCGUGCUGGUGGCAUUACCGAUUUGUCUUUAGCUUCUUUUAUGUCAAUCAUCAAAGCUUCGUACUCGUUUUACACAGUGCUGCAACAGGUUGAUGAGGAAAAUUAA